Messenger RNA from Guyanagaster necrorhizus, 1716 nucleotides. RefSeq lists its product as uncharacterized. Lineage: Eukaryota; Fungi; Basidiomycota; Agaricomycetes; Agaricales; Physalacriaceae. The record is from RefSeq and is a predicted model, not a curated record. The transcript has 12 exons. The coding region runs from base 1 to 1716 and encodes 571 amino acids. Gene Ontology annotation, molecular function: acyltransferase activity.
AUGUCCUCGCUUCUGGAACUUUUACUGUUGCGCCCCUUAGAUAUGGCCUCCACCACCCUUUGUAUUGACUUUCCUGUCUUUUGUGGUCAAGGUACUGCAGUCGCCAACUCGCCCCAGGCGCGCCAGCAGGCACCCGUCGACACUUCUUCUCCUUCAGGCUCUAGCUCUCUUUCCCAAGUCGACAUUGACCUAUCAGGCUUCCUCACCAAAGAGUCCAUCUUUGCAUUACCCACCGAACGAUCUUGCGCUACCUGGCGCACAUCGACGCCUGAGUUACUUCCAACGGGUCUCUCACCCCCGAUAUUGCCCCCGGCCGUUGUCGCUACCUCGUUCUCCAGCGUCUCUUUCUUCUCUAGAGCUGUGGAGGCAUAUCUUCUGGCUAUAUGGACUGAUGUACGCACGCAGAUUUUGCGCAGCACGACACUUUCAGGCUCGCUCCCUGAAGCCGCCUACUCUUCUUGGAGUCCUGUAUUUGUAAGAUUGAACAAACAAGAUGUGGAGGUUGCUAUUUCAGAAUUCUCAAAGACCAUCGCGGAACCAUCCCCUCUUUAUGUCACAGCAACAAUGGAUGCUAAUUCCGUUACUAUAUCAGGUCGCCCCGAUACACUCUCUACGUUUUCUGAGCGUGUUACAGCACACUCGUCAGCAGCUAGUAUCGUUGUACAUAAGACAACGCUCGACACCUUGUACCACGCGCCACUUCAUGUGGCGGGGACCCGGGAGGAGAUCCUUGCCGGCGUUGUUCGGAGAGACAUUCAAUUCCCGCAAAUGGCGGAUAUCCAUGCGUUGAAGAGGGAUGAGACCAGGUCACUUGUUGAGCUCAUUGUGGAUAUGGUUCUUUCCCAACCUGUCAACUGGGACUUGGUGACUUUAGGUGUUCUCAAGGACCUUCCCAAUGAUGCGUCUGGCGUCAUGCAAAGAGCGUGUAAAACUGCUCGAUCUUACAGCAUUGGACGCGAAGAGCCAUCGAAAGGAAAGAGGGAAGAUAUCGCUGCCGUCGCGAUGGCCGUCAAUAUGCCGGGAACUCCAACGUCUCUAAGCUCUGGGAAGUGUUGGAACAAGGUCUUAACACAAUCAAUUCCUGAGAACCGCUUCAAAGUGUCCGAUUACAGUGAAGCUAAGAACCCGAAGCGGCAAAUGAAGGCACACACCGGUAACUUCAUCGAAGGUGCCGAUGGAUUCGAUAACCACUUCUUCAAGAUCACCCUAGAAGAUGCCGACUAUGUUCCAAAUGCGACUCCCUCAUUCAAUCUGGAUACUUUUGGAUGCUACAUCGGUGUAGCUACCCAUCAUUACUUGCAAAAUCUACGUGAUGAUAUUGACGUGCGCUUUGAAAGCGUUCUUGAGCGGAUACCUGUCAUAUUCAAUGCAGCUCAGCGGUCCCUCUAUCGCUGUACCAUUCCCUGUCUUAUCUCCCUUCAUGGUGUUGCCCCUUUAGACGCGGACAACACGAUCAUUGACAGAGUCCAUACCACUUGGGACCCUUCUCAUGACGGUCAGACGAGGAUGGCACUCUUGAAUGACUUUGGUGCUGCUGGUUCGAACAAUACGCGUUCCAGGGCUAGACCGCCAGCAUCAAUAGCGCAGCAAGGUGUUGUAUUAAAAUCGUUCGAUUUUGAGCAUCAACUUGUUGAUAUGCCUCGCAACACUCGGAUCUUGGUCGUCCAUGGCCGUCUUGACCAAAUUAUACCAUUUUCAUUUGGACAGGUGAGGUGA